GUCUUUCACACUCAACCGCUGCUCAAGUACUGCUAGAUAUUUACAGCUGCGAAGGGGGAACCUAAACCUGUUCUGUUUCUCCUGACGCUCACCGUUCUUGUCAAAUAACUCUUCCAAACGUAAAGUCUGGGUGUUGGAAGUCAGGGCUGAAACAGCACAAGAAAGGAGGUGAGUGGGGGCCGCAAUCUCUAGGCUGCCAUUUGUUAUCCGGAUUAACUGUUACUAGACGUGUGCACAAAGUGAGCCAUUUCCAUCUCCCAGCAUGGAAGCAGUAACCUUGCACGACUUCUUGACAUCAGCCAAAGAUGAGCUCAGCUUUAAGAAGGGGGAAAUUCUCAAGGUGCUGAAUAUGGAAGAUGACCCGAAUUGGUAUAAAGCUGAACUGCGGGGAACAGAAGGAUUUGUUCCCAAAAAUUACAUUAAAAUGAAACCACACAACUGGUACACUGGGAGAAUAUCCAGAACUGCGGCAGAGGAAAUGUUGCAGCUUCAGAGUUACCCUGGGGCAUACUUGCUGCGGGAAAGUGAGAGUUCACCAGGGGAAUUCUCCAUAUCAGUAAACUAUGGAAUCCAUGUCCAGCAUUUCAAAGUCCUCCGUGACAAAGAGGGGAAAUAUUUCUUGUGGGAGGAGAAGUUUAAUUCCCUGAACGAGCUGGUGGACUUCUACCGGACCACGACAAUUGCAAAGAGGCAGCAGAUCCUCCUGAGAGACAUCAAUGAGGAAGAAAAGGAGAAGCCGAGACACGUCCAAGCGUGCUUUGAUUUCUCACCCCAGGACCCGGAUGAGCUCAUUUUUAACCGAGGAGACAUCAUUGAAGUUUUGAAAAGUGACGAUGCUAACUGGUGGAAAGGGAGGUGCCGGGGGCGGACCGGUUUAUUUCCACGGAACUUCGUCCAGCCCAUGUCUCAGUGACCCCCCGGCAGCCAAGAUACAACAUACGACAGCAGUAAUAAAACAGCAAGGAGCUGGUUUUACAACCAUGCCUCCUUGUGAAACCAGACUCGACAAUUCUCUUGGUUAAGCACAGAAACACACGAGUAGUGGUGCUGGAUGUUUUUUUUUAAAUCUGGCUAUACAGGUUAAUUUUGUGCAUAACUUUAUUUGCUUUGCACUUGGAUCGUUAUGAAGCUUUCUUAAUGUGGGAACUAAACAUAUCCUGAGAUAUUUGGAAAUUGAUCCAUUUACACUGGCUGACCCUUUAAGCGUGGGCAGUCAGAGUUUUAUAUUUUGUAUUCUGUCAUGGGAAUUCAUAGCGGUUUUGUAUCAUUUUUCUCAAUACUGUCUGGGAACAGUGAAGUCCAUUUCUACUGUCACGUUGAAAACCAUUUUGAAUACAUGUUUCAAGCUGUGUGUCCAUUGAGAAUAGAAAUUUUAAUUUUGAAUGAAAUCAAUAAAAUGCACAAAAUUCCAUA
Messenger RNA from Callorhinchus milii (elephant shark), 1413 nucleotides. Its product is annotated as GRB2 related adaptor protein. Lineage: Eukaryota; Metazoa; Chordata; Chondrichthyes; Chimaeriformes; Callorhinchidae. Gene Ontology annotation, molecular function: protein binding. The record is from RefSeq and is a predicted model, not a curated record. The coding region runs from base 263 to 913 and encodes 216 amino acids. The transcript is spliced from 5 exons.